Messenger RNA from Candidozyma duobushaemuli, 1461 nucleotides. Its product is annotated as protein kinase regulatory subunit. Gene Ontology annotation, molecular function: molecular adaptor activity; protein kinase activator activity. NCBI's taxonomy places the organism in Eukaryota, Fungi, Ascomycota, Pichiomycetes, Serinales, Metschnikowiaceae. Gene Ontology annotation, cellular component: phagophore assembly site; Atg1/ULK1 kinase complex. The coding region runs from base 1 to 1461 and encodes 486 amino acids. The record is from RefSeq and is a predicted model, not a curated record. The transcript has a single exon. Gene Ontology annotation, biological process: autophagy of mitochondrion; activation of protein kinase activity; autophagosome assembly.
AUGUCAUUUUCAAUCUCCGACGUCCAGCAAUGGGCUCAGGAGGCGUUCAGAACACUAGAGAAAGCCCGUGAACUCUCUUCUUCGGCACAGGCGGUUCUUGAGUCCACAGCUCACAUCCUUAGAGAUCAAUUACCAAAGAGAGUUCAGGUUGCAUCCGAGAACCUGGGCCUAAUAAUGGAUCAGCAUGCCAACAUAUCCGCCUUGAUGGAACACAUACGCGUUCAGGUGAAUGACGGAAUCAUUGGGUCCCAUAGAACUGCUGCCGAGAGUCAGCUAAAGCCAGUGAUGGAGAGACUCGACCAGGUGCUCAAUCAAUUGCGUGCAACCCCUGUUCCCGAGGCACUUUUAAGCGACGAGGUUGACGAUAAAGCCAGCUAUAAGAAUUUGGGUGACUUCAUCGCUGACGAGGAAAUUAAUCUACUCAAGGAGAACAUCCAUAUCUACUUAGCCAAUUCUGCAAAGACAUGUGAUCUACUAGCUCAGCAGCUUGAGGUCCUACUAAAGGAGUAUCACCGAAACUCAAAGAAGUACUUGAGCUUAAACAAAAUGUACAAGUCUUCGGUCGCUGAAACAGCGACGCUUCUUCGUUUCGCAGCCAUGACUCAAUCCCCUCCGAAGGAACAAAGCAACAUAGUUCGGGCCAUUUUACGAGAAAAUGGCUCGCUAGAGCAGGAGCUUGUAUCAUUGUUGGAAAUGCUCACCAAUCACUACGACCAGUGCUCGAUUGCAGUAGACCUUUUGAAGUCCAAUGCAGAGAGUAGUGGAGUCAAUUAUGAGGUUCUUCAAGCUGAUACCGCCGAGCUUCCGCACGUACUUCGAGAGUUUGCUGCAAUCCAUGACAUAAUUAUGAAUAACGAGACUAGGGCCGCAAAGUUCGUGGAGCUGAAGCUUCCAAUGAUAGAGAGCUUUGUCGAGCAAUCUACAGCCCACACAGAAACGAACACCGCGUUCAAGAAUGAAAAAAUAACAAAGUUCGUUUUGCUCAUACUUAAGGUGGAAGAAGUGCUCAGGCUGUGCCUGAUUGAAACCGCCGAGCCACCUACGAAGCUGGCUAUAGGGCUUUAUACGGAUGUGGUAAACCAGCUUCUUCACCACUAUACGCAAUUUCUUGCAAUUUUCAAGCAGCAUUACAUCACAGAGCUUCAUUAUGAGCAAUACGUCUAUCCAAGGAAGUAUGUUAGAAUGCUUGAUGACUUUUUGCAUGGUCCACUUUUAGAGCUUGAAGAGGAUGAACGAGCAAGGCGAGCGCAAUGGUUAUCUCGCUACGGUGACUUCAUCCCCAAAGAGCUCAUACUUCCUGGAUUCCAGAGCCAACCGUGCGUGGUACAGGUGACCACAGAAGGUUUGGAGAUGCUUCAGGCUGGUACCGCUGAGGAGGAUGAGGCGAGACUUCUUCUGCUUCUCAAAAGGCAUCAAAGCCGAGGCACCAGUCCGACAAAAAAUGGCUCAAAUGAAGACUGA